AUGGCGACGCAAUACAAGCUGCCUUUUCAGCUCGACAACCCAGAAUUACUGCACUUUGAUUCUUUCGUCAACAACGAAUGGGUGCAAGCGUCCAAAGGGGGUCGAUUCGAGGUCCUUGACCCCGGCACCGGCAUCGCCUGGGCCAGCUGCCCGACCAACACCGUAGAAGACGUCCCCCGAGCCGUCGAGGCCGCCCACGCUGCGUUCGAGAAAUACAAAAAGGUCACUCCUCGCCAGCGCGCGCAGUGGCUCUUGAAAUGGGACACGCUCAUCCGCGAAAACCGCAACGACCUCGCCAAGCUCCUCACCCAUGAGACGGGAAAGCCACUGGCCGAGGCCUACGGAGAGAUCGACUACUCGACCGGCUUCACCUGGUGGUUUGCCGGCGAGGCAGAGAGGAUCCAUGGAGGGAUCUCCGUCCCGGCGGUUCCAGGCCGGCGAGUCUUUACCGUGAAGCAGCCCAUCGGCGUCGCUGCCGCGCUGGUCCCCUGGAAUUUCCCCAUGGCGAUGAUCCUUCGCAAAGCGGGCGCUGCGCUGGCUGCCGGCUGCACAAUGGUUAUCAAGCCCAGCCCCGAGACGCCCAUUACGACACUGGCUCUCAUGCACCUGGCCCAAAAGGCGGGUUUCCCACCGGGCGUGCUCAACGUGCUGACUACUGAUCUUGAAAACACGCCUUCGCUGAGCGAGGCCCUCUGCAAGCAUCCGCUGGUCAAGAAGGUUACUUUCACAGGCUCAACCCGCGUUGGGAAACUCAUCGCCUCGCACUGCGCCGAGGGGCUGAAGAAGGUCACCCUGGAACUGGGCGGAAACUGCCCGUUCAUCGUCUUUGACGACGCCAACCUCGACCAGGCGCUGGACCAGCUCAUGGCGCUGAAGUGGCGACACGCAGGACAGGCAUGCAUCACCGCGAACCGGAUCUACGUGCAAGCCGGCAUCUACGACAAGUUCGCGGAGAUGCUGAAGGAGCGGACGAGCAAGAUCGUCGUGGGCCACGGCGCGGCGGAGGGGACGACCAUGGGCCCGCUGACGACACCGCGAGGAAUCGCCAAAGCGGCAAACCAGGUCGAGGACGCGAAACGGCUCGGGGCAAAAGUCAUCCUGGGCGGCAACGAGAUCAAGGACAAAGGGGGCUACUUCUUCGAGCCCACCAUCAUCACGGACAUGAAGCAGGAGAUGCUGAUCUCCCGCGAGGAGACGUUCGCGCCCAUCGCCGCGCUGUACAAGUUCGAGACGGAGGAGGAGGCGGUCAAGCUGGCUAAUGACACGAGCAUGGGGCUGGCCAGCUAUGCUUUCACCAAGAACAUUGAUCGCAUGUGGCGGAUGCUGGAGAAUCUGGAGGCUGGGAUGAUUGGAAUGAAUACGGGCAACUCUUCGGCCGCCGAAUCGCCAUUUGGUGGAAUCAAGGAAUCUGGUUACGGAAAGGAAAGCGGCAAGGAAGUGGCUGUGAACGAGUACCUGAUUACCAAGACGGGUACCCUGACGUUGGAGGAUCACUACUAA
Molecule: messenger RNA, 1500 nt
Organism: Rasamsonia emersonii CBS 393.64
Lineage: Eukaryota; Fungi; Ascomycota; Eurotiomycetes; Eurotiales; Trichocomaceae
Product: Succinate-semialdehyde dehydrogenase (NAD(+))
Exons: 4
Coding region: 1-1500 (499 amino acids)
Molecular function (GO): succinate-semialdehyde dehydrogenase (NAD+) activity
Source: RefSeq, a predicted model, not a curated record